Messenger RNA from Pogoniulus pusillus (Red-fronted tinkerbird), 3465 nucleotides. It is a transcript of the gene KLB, whose product is annotated as klotho beta. Gene Ontology annotation, biological process: carbohydrate metabolic process. The record is from RefSeq and is a predicted model, not a curated record. The transcript has 5 exons. Gene Ontology annotation, molecular function: hydrolase activity, hydrolyzing O-glycosyl compounds. Bases 1 to 3021 code for a protein of 1006 amino acids. Lineage: Eukaryota; Metazoa; Chordata; Aves; Piciformes; Lybiidae.
AUGUGUGGCCAACGAUGGAAGAGAAUCGUUGCUUUUUGGACAUUAGUCUUCGUGAGGACAGUUACUGGGCUUGCUGGAGAGGGAAGAGCUGUGUGGAAAAAGGACCCCCACUUCAGCCCUGUGAGUGAAACACAGAUGUUUCUAUAUGACACCUUCCCCAAAGACUUUCUCUGGGGUAUAGGGACGGGGGCUUUCCAGGUGGAAGGCAGCUGGAGGAAGGACGGGAGAGGCUCCUCCAUCUGGGACCACUUCAUCCACUCAGAGUUCAGGGAUUUUGAUGGCACAGACACUUCCAGUGACAGUUACACCUUGUUGGACAAAGAUUUGUCUGCUCUGGAUUUUUUGGGAGUUACUUUCUACCAGUUUUCAAUUUCAUGGUCAAGGCUUUUUCCUACUGGAGUGGUAGCAGCUCCCAAUGAAAAAGGACUCGAGUAUUACAACAGCCUUAUUGACUCUCUGCUCUACAGAAACAUUGACCCCAUGGUUACGCUGUACCACUGGGACCUGCCCUUGAUGCUGCAAGACAAAUAUGGGGGAUGGCAAAACGAAUCACUGAUUGAUAUCUUCAAUGACUAUGCCACCUUUUGCUUCCAGACCUUUGGAGAUCGUGUUAAGUACUGGAUUACAAUCCACAAUCCAUAUGUAGUGGCUUGGCACGGGUAUGGCACAGGUAUUCAUGCUCCUGGAGAGAAAGGGGAAAGAGCAACUGUCUACUCUGUAGGACACAAUUUGAUCAAGGCUCAUGCAAAAGUUUGGCAUAGCUACAAAAAACACUUUCAGCCACACCAGAAGGGGAUGAUGUCCAUAGUAUUGGGAUCCCACUGGAUAGAACCAAACAAAUCAGAUGAUGCUUUGGACAUCUCUAAGUGUCAGCAUUCAAUGGAGAGAGUCCUUGGAUGGUUUGCUAAACCCAUCCACGGGGAUGGAGAUUAUCCAGAAGAACUGAAAAAUGAGUUCUCGUUUUUGCCACGCUUUACUGAGGAUGAGAAAAACUACAUCAAGGGGACAGCUGACUUCUUUGCCUUCUCCUUUGGUCCUACUAACUUCAAACCUCCAAGCACUCUACCAAAAAUGGGACAAAACUUGUCACUCAAUUUGAGGGAAGUCCUGAACUGGAUUAAACUGGAAUACAACAACCCUCGCAUCCUGAUUGCAGAGAAUGGCUGGUUCACGGACAGCCAUGUGAAAACAGAUGACACCACAGCCAUCUACAUGAUGAAAAACUUCAUUAAUAAGGUUCUACAAGCUAUUAAAUAUGACAACGUGGAUGUGUUUGGUUACACAGCCUGGUCACUCCUUGAUGGCUUUGAAUGGCAACACGCUGACAGCAUCAGGCGUGGAUUAUUUUACAUAGAUUUCAAAAGUGAGAAGAAGGAAAGGAUUCCCAAGUCAUCUGCACUUUACUACAAACAAAUCAUACAGGAAAAUGGCUUCUUUCCAAGGGAGUCUACCCCAAGCUUGCAAGCUCAGUUUUCCUGUGACUUCUCGUGGGGUGUCACUGAGUCUGUUCUUAAGGCAGAAUCCAUGGCUUCCUCACCACAGUUCUGUGAUUCCAGCCUGUACCUCUGGAACAUCACCGGAGAUGGGUUGCUACACAAAGUUAAAGGGGUGAAGCUCAAAACCCGGCCAGCACAGUGCACGGAUUUUGUCAGUAUUAAAAAGCAGCUUGACCUGCUGGAGAAAAUGAAAGUCACACAUUACAGGUUUGCACUUGACUGGUCACUAAUUUUACCCAGCGGAGAUCAGUCAGUGGUCAACAGGCAAGUCUUGAGAUACUACAGAUGCAUGAUUAGCGAAGCACUGAAACUCAACAUUCAAUCUAUGGUCACCUUGUAUUAUCCGACUCACGCCUACCUGAGCCUGCCAGGCCCUCUGGUGCAGGCAGGAGGGUGGCUGAACCAGUCCACUGCCCAGGCUUUUCAAGGCUAUGCAGACCUGUGCUUCCGGGAGCUUGGUGAUCUGGUUAAACUCUGGGUUACAAUAAAUGAGCCAAACCGGCUGAGCAACGUCUACAACAGGAGCAGCAACGAUACAUACCGAGCGGCGCACAACUUGCUACUAGCACAUGCCAUGGCCUGGAGAACGUAUGAUGAGCACUACCGGUCCUUUCAGCGUGGCAAAGUGUCCCUGUCUCUGCAUUCUGACUGGGCUGAACCUGCCAACCCCUACCUUGAAUCUCACUCAAAAGCUGCCAACAGGUUUCUGCAGUUUGAGAUAGGCUGGUUUGCUGACCCCAUAUUUAAGACUGGGGACUACCCAGCUGCCAUGAGGGAGUACAUCAGCUACAAAACGCGGAAAGGCCUCUCUCGCUCGUCGCUGCCAUCCUUCACAAACGAGGAGAGGCAGCUUGUCAAAGGCGCAGCCGACUUCUAUGCGCUGAAUCACUUCACCACCAGAUUCGUCAUUCACGAGCCUCAGAACGGGAGCCAGUAUGAAUUUGAUCGUGACAUUCAGUUCCUGCAGGACAUCACCUGCCUGAGCUCCCCUUCUCGGCUGGCUGUGGUGCCUUGGGGCUUGCGCAAAGUCCUUGGGUGGAUUAAAAAGAACUAUGGGGACAUCGACGUUUACAUCACAGCCAAUGGAAUUGAUGACCAGUCCUUAGACAAUGACGAACUGCGGAACUACUACCUGGGGAAGUACGUACAAGAGGUUUUAAAAGCAUACUACAUUGAUAAAGUCAAGAUUAAAGGCUACUAUGCAUUUAAACUGACUGAAGAAAAAUCUAAACCCAGAUUUGGAUUCUUCACUUCAGAUUCCAAAGGAAAGCCCUCAAUAAAAUUUUACAACAGCCUGAUAAGGAAGAACGGGUUCCCUGCCAACUACUCAGCCUGCGAUUCCUCCCACCAUGAGAAGCAGUGCAGCUUCUGUUUGUUCAUUUCUCAGAAGAAGCCAUUCAUAUUCUUUGCCUGCUGCCUUUUCUCUACCCUCAUCUUGCUUUUAACCAUUGUUGUUUUUCACAAAAGGAAAAAGAGAAAACGUUUUAAGGCAAAAAGCAUCCAGCGUCUCUGUGUUCCUUUAUGAAGAGGGGGCACAAGGCUGUUUUCAGCGAGCCCCAUCAGCUUGCAUUCUACAGAGGACAAUGCAGAUCAGCCAGCUGUAGAAAAGCACUAUGUGAGUCACUCCAGUCACACACCCCAAGCUUGUGGUUGGGAAUGGGAAUGAAUCGUGUGCACAGGAAGAGCAUUCAUUUCAGGUGAAAUUACUUUUAUCCACCUACUGUACAGAGAAGACAAAAUCGUGUAUUAAAACUCACACCAAAAAAAAAACCAAAACAACAAAAAACAUUUGAUGACUCUUCUGUGCCUUAGAAGAACCUCUCGAACAGUCUGACUUGAAAAGAGAUACUGUGAGAACUGAUGUGCACUUUUCUGUGAACCUCUAGGCCAAAGCAUCUUGUGAUGUAGUCAUGUUGUGUUGUUGAGCAUGGACCUGCAGUUACUAAGGUUUACAAAUAAAAGCAUUAUU